AUGAGAGUAUCCGAGAAAUUACAGAAGAAUCUGGAUUCUGCUGAAAAGUCGAAAGCCACUUUCUCUUUCGAGUUUUUCGUUCCAAAAACUUCGCAAGGUGUCCAAAACUUGUACGACAGGAUGGACAGAAUGUACCAGACUCGUCCUCAAUUUAUCGAUAUAACUUGGAAUGCAGGAGGUAAACUGUCGCAACUGUCAACAGAUCUGGUGUCAACCGCUCAAUCCGUGCUGGGUCUUGAGACCUGCAUGCACCUAACUUGUACGAACAUGCCAGUAGAGCUGAUUGAUGACGCACUUGCCAAAGCGUACGAAUCUGGCUGUCAAAACAUUCUGGCCUUGAGAGGUGAUCCACCUGUGACCACGGGCGAGUGGAAACAGUGCGAAGGUGGAUUUGCCUACGCCAAGGAUCUGGUGAAAUAUAUCCGGGAAACAUAUGGUGACCAUUUUGAUAUCGGUGUUGCUGGAUACCCUGAGGGCCAUCCUGAAGAAGAAGCCACCCCACAGCUGAUUGACUUCUUGAAAGAAAAGGUGGACGCAGGUGCCAAUUUCAUCAUCACGCAAAUGUUCUACGAUGCUGACAUUUUCAUCGACUGGUGUCGUCAACUCCGCGAAGUCGGUAUCGACGUUCCGAUCAUUCCUGGAAUUAUGCCCAUCACUACGUAUGCCGCUUUCUUGCGUAGAGCAAACUGGUGCCAGAUCCACAUCCCAGACGAGUUCCAAGCCGCAUUAGACCCUGUCAAGGAGGACGACCAGGCCGUCCGUGAAGUCGGUACCAAGCUGCUUGCAGCAAUGUGUCAAAAGCUGCUGGAUAGUGGCUAUGUGACGCAUUUGCACAUGUACACCAUGAACCUGGAAAAAGCGUCAUUGAUGAUUUUAGACAGACUAGGGCUUCUAGCCGAGGAAGAGGACAUUUUCAGGGAUGAAGUGGUACCUAUGCCUUGGAGAAAAUCUCUGCAUCCACAACGUAAAAAUGAGUCGGUGCGUCCUAUUUUUUGGCAAAGAAGACCAUAUUCGUAUGUGGCACGUACCUCAGAAUGGUCUGCGGACGAAUUUCCUAAUGGUAGAUUUGGGGAUUCUUCCUCGCCAGCUUUUGGUGACCUGGAUUUGUUGGGAUCGAGUUUGAUCAGACAAUCGCCCCAGCGUGCUUUGGAACUGUGGGCUACUCCAAAAACAAUCACUGAUAUCUCCAAUUUGGUUAUCGGCUACUUGCAAGGUAAGAUAAAGUGUCUACCAUGGUGUGACGUGGCUUUGAACCACGAGGUCGAUUCCAUCAUGCCAGAGCUGUUGGAUUUGAACAAACACCAGAUUGUGACCUUGAACUCCCAACCUCGCGUCAACGGCAUAGACUCAAGCGAUAGCGUUUUUGGCUGGGGUCCCAAAAAUGGGUACGUUUUCCAAAAAGAGUACUUGGAGUUUUUGCUGCCCAAGUCCAAACUAUCGCAGUUCAUCGACCUCAUCGGCAAUGGCACUAGCCUAACCUACUUCGCCGUUGAUGCCGCGGACAAGCUAUACUCCAAUCAUCCUGACGAUACUGCUGCCAACGCUGUCACAUGGGGCAUCUUUCCUGGCCGCGAAGUGCUGCAACCCACAAUUGUGGAAAAAGUGUCGUUUUUGGCGUGGAAGGAAGAGUUCUUCCACAUCUUAGAGGAAUGGCGACUAAUCUUAAGCCAGGACGGCCACAAUGACAGCGCUACGCUUCUCGACACCCUCACCAGCGAUUAUGCUUUGGUGAACAUCGUCGAUAACGAUUUCGUGACUCCGGGCGAUCGUAUUCACGAUCACCUCAAGAGUCUGUACUGA
Lachancea lanzarotensis is the source of this 1800-nucleotide messenger RNA. It is a transcript of the gene MET13, whose product is annotated as LALA0S07e00298g1_1. Lineage: Eukaryota; Fungi; Ascomycota; Saccharomycetes; Saccharomycetales; Saccharomycetaceae. The coding region runs from base 1 to 1800 and encodes 599 amino acids. Gene Ontology annotation, biological process: tetrahydrofolate interconversion. The record is from RefSeq and is a predicted model, not a curated record. Gene Ontology annotation, cellular component: cytosol. The transcript has a single exon. Gene Ontology annotation, molecular function: FAD binding; methylenetetrahydrofolate reductase [NAD(P)H] activity.